CCUCCAUACACUGCACUACCCACUGACGAAGCAGCGAUGGGCUCCAUUGGUGCACCUGAAUACACUUCUCAAGCUGAUAUUAUUGAUAUCAGGAGCGAUGCCGCCGGCAUUGAGCUGAAACAGCUCAUCUACAGUGGCUUGAGAGCUCAGGAUGGAAGCAAGGAGAAGACGUUGCCAACAUUGCUAUUGUAUGAUACCAAAGGGCUGAGACUAUUCGAACAAAUCACGUACCUUGACGAGUACUACCUUACUGGGGAGGAAAUUCAAGUCCUCGAGCAGCAUGCUGAGCGAAUUGCUGAGAGAGUUCCCAAUAACGCUCUCGUGGUUGAGCUUGGGAGUGGCAAUUUGAGAAAGGUGAAAAUUUUGCUGGACGCGCUUGACCGCGCUGGAAAAACCAUCGAAUAUUAUGCCUUGGAUCUCAUGCGACCCGAGCUCGAACGUACUCUAGCUGCUGUGCCCAAGCACGCCUUCAAGCACGUACAGUGCUACGGACUUUGGGGCACAUACGACGAUGGCCUCGAAUGGCUGAAGCGCCCGGAGAAUGCUGCACGACCAAAGACAAUCCUCUCGCUGGGUUCGAGCAUCGGUAACUUCACCCGGGAUGAGGCCGUCGGUUUCAUUGCCCAGUUUGCAGAAACAUUGAAACCGACCGACUCAUUCCUUCUCGGCCUCGACGCCUGCCAAGACGCUGAAAGAGUGUACCGGGCGUAUAACGAUCGUGACGAGGUUACACACGGCUUCACAAUGAACGGACUCCAUCACGCAAACCACAUCUUGGGCCAUGAAGAGUUUGUUAUUGCCGACUGGGAGGCAGUGGGCGAGUAUGAUCAGGUCGGCGAGCGACACCGUGCCUAUGUAGUGCCCAAGAAGGACGUUGUGGUUCAAGGCGUUGCAGUCAAGAAAGGCGAAAAGGUUCGAAUUGAGGAGAGCUACAAGUACAACCACAAGCAGUCGAUGCAGCUUUGGUCCAAUGCUAGUGUCGUUGAAAGUGCCGCGUGGUCCAAUCAGAGUGGCAGCUAUGCCUUGCAUAUGCUCGCGAGACCUGCAACGAUGUAUCCUACCAAGCCAGAAGCAUACGCACCACACCCAGUGCCCUCUAUUCCAGAGUGGGAACAGUUAUGGGCUGUCUGGGACAAAGUCACACGACAGAUGAUUCCCAAUGAAGAACUGCUGGAGAAGCCAAUCAAGCUGAGGAAUGCCUGCAUCUUUUACCUUGGCCAUAUUCCGACCUUCUUUGAUAUCAAGAUCAACGAAGUCACCGCACUCGGCCUUACAGAGCCAAGCUACUUCACGAAGAUCUUUGAACGAGGUAUUGACCCGGAUGUCGAUAACCCGGACCAGUGCCAUGACCACAGUGAGAUUCCGGAUGAAUGGCCCGCACUCGAGACGAUUCUCAAAUACCAAAACGAUGUGCGCAACCGCGUGCGCGAUUUGUAUAAGUCCAACCGUGUCUAUGAGGAUAAUUGGGCUGGUCGCGCCAUGUGGCUCGGAUUUGAACACGAGCUCAUGCAUCUGGAGACGUUUCUUUACAUGGCGUUGCAAAGCGACAAGACUCUCCCACCCGACGGUACAAUCCGACCCGAUUUCGAACAGCUCGCCGCAAAGGCCAAGCGGGAUGCCGUGCCAAACGAAUGGUUCACGAUACCCGAGCAAUCCGUGACCAUCGGCAUGAAUGAUCCCGAUACACCCGAUGGACCUGUUCGACAAUUUGGUUGGGACGUUGAAAAGCCUGCUUACACUACGAAGGUGCACAGUUUCAAGUCCGCUGCCCGUCCGAUUACCAACGAGGAUUAUGUGCGCUACAUGAUCGCAAAGGACAUUGAAAAAAUUCCAGCUUCCUGGACAACUCAAAACAAGCGGGACAGCGGUAUCAACGGACAUGCCAAUGGAAGAUCCAACGGUGAAUUCCAUGACAGCAACGGUCAUACGAAUGGCGAUGUGAGGCUCGAGCAUUUCAUUGGCGACAAGUUUGUUCGCACCUUCUAUGGAGCUGUCCCCAUGAAGCAUGCAUUGGACUGGCCCUGCUCUGCAUCGUAUGACGAGCUGAACGGCUGUGCAAUGUACAUGGGAGGCCGCAUCCCGACGAUGGAGGAAGCUCGGUCUAUCCACGAGUAUGCUGCUCACCUCAAGAAGAAAGAAGCAGACAAGGCGCAAGGCAAGACGAUUCCAGCAGUCAAUAGCCAUCUUGUCAACGAGGGCGUCGAAGAGUCGCCAGGAUCCAAGCCUGCCACCAAUGGGUUCGGCCGUGAGGCCGACCCAUACCAGGGCAAAGAACUCCAUGUUGACCUUGGUGACGCGAAUGUGGGCUUUAAGCAUUGGCAUCCCAUGCCAGUAACCCAGAACGGCAACAAACUCGCUGGUCUAGGUGAAAUGGGAGGUCUGUGGGAAUGGACCAGCUCAGUAUUGGAGAAAAGGGAUGGUUUUGAACCGAUGAAGCUGUAUCCGGCAUACAGUGCCGACUUUUAUGAUGGCAAGCAUAACGUCGUGCUCGGCGGAUCAUGGGCCACACACCCGAGAUUCGCUGGUAGGAAAUCAGUUGUCAACUGGUAUCAACGCAACUACCCAUUUGUUUGGGCUGGAGCUCGUCUUGUCAAGGACAACUAACCUAGUUCUGAUUCACGUGGAAAAAAUGGCUGGAGUGUGCGUGUGUGCGCUGCUUGAAGGAUGAAAACGAUAGCUACCUACCUACAUUACGAAAUCAAUUCAAGACUGUCUCAACACGGUCAUUCAC
This is a messenger RNA of Sphaerulina musiva SO2202, 2731 nucleotides long. RefSeq lists its product as uncharacterized. The transcript is spliced from 5 exons. The record is from RefSeq and is a predicted model, not a curated record. Bases 37 to 2604 code for a protein of 855 amino acids. Lineage: Eukaryota; Fungi; Ascomycota; Dothideomycetes; Mycosphaerellales; Mycosphaerellaceae.